AUAGGUGAGAGGACUGGCAAAAGUCGAAGACCACAUAAAGUGUCUUUUAGGGAAGGAUUUUUUUUCUCACAGCUUGGUUACUUAGCCUCUAUUUACACUCUGUGUGAGGGAAAUUCUGAUACGCUUUACUAGGAGGGGAGAUGUCUCAUGUAGUUUGUUGUUUUGUUUUUGCUUCUUUUUUUCUCCUAGGUGUAUUUUCAGCUUUAUUUUCAGUGCAGAUGAUGAGAGAAUGAUGAUUGCAUUUUCAGCCGUAUAUAUUGGUGAUUUUUGCAUGGCAAGGUGAGAUUUGCUACUGCAGGUCAUGACGGGUUUCUCUUAACGGACUGGAAUAGAAGCCAAAAUGUUGAAGACUUGAACUGAUAAGAUGUUGUACAGAUUGUAGACGUGGAGUGUAGAAUGCAAUUUCCAGUGAAUCAAUAUUUGAGGGUAGAAGUUAAUUUGCUCUUAUGCAGUCGUUGUUUCAGUGGCAUCAAAAUCAGGUUCCAGUCUGUAGUUAGUCUAAAAUUAUAAUGCUUUUAUUUACCCAUUGUCACCUCAGAGCUAAGCAUGUUGAAUUUACAAUUUCUUACUGGUCUCAGUAAAAUAUUUGGAAUGUCUUUUAGAGCAACGUAUUGGAUAAUGCCUCCAGGAUAACAAGGUGGCUUUUUUUUUUCUUUUUUUUCCCUUGGAUUGAAAAUUGCAGAAACUUGUUGGAGAACAUGUGUCAGCUGCUUGUACUGAUGUGUUAGAGCUGCUUUCCCUAUGUUGUGCGUACUUGGAAAAGUUGUUCUCACCUCUUAUCUCCUCCAGCAGGGUGGUACUGCUGAGUGGAAGAAUAAGUGCAGUUAUUUUAGCUGUUUCUUUAAACCCAAUCCUGUGAUACUACUCCCUGCAAACUUGCUGUCUUGUUCCCUUCCUCAACCACUUCUGCAUGAAAGAAAGAGUCUUCUGGCUUUUGCUAGUAAGCUUUAUGAAGAAGAAGAGGACGAUGCCCUGCCAGACUCAGAUGCCCUGCCAGACUCAGAUGAUGAGGUGGAACUGGAUAAACCACGCCCCAUACAGAUUGUCCUUGCUCAUGAAGACGACCAUAACUUUGAAUUAGAUGAAUCAGCAUUGGAAAAAAUCUUGCUUCAGGAACAUAUUAAGGAUCUUAACAUAGUGGUUGUAUCUGUAGCAGGAGCUUUCCGUAAAGGAAAAUCUUUUCUGCUGGACUUCAUGCUUAGAUACAUGUAUAACAGGACUUCUCCUUGCUGGAUAGGUGGAAACAAUGAGCCAUUGACUGGGUUUACAUGGAGAGGUGGAUGUGAACGGGAAACCACUGGCAUUCAGAUUUGGAGUGAAGUGUUUGUAAUUGAUAAACCUAAUGGAACAAAGGUUGCUGUACUACUCAUGGAUACCCAAGGUGCCUUUGAUAGCCAAUCCACUAUCAAAGACUGUGCAACAGUUUUUGCCCUGAGCACCAUGACGAGCUCUGUCCAGGUGUACAACUUGUCUCAGAAUAUUCAGGAAGAUGACCUUCAACAUUUGCAGUUGUUUACAGAAUAUGGAAGACUAGCUAUGGAAGAAAUUUACCAAAAGCCGUUUCAGACAUUAAUGUUCUUAAUUAGAGAUUGGAGUUAUCCUUAUGAACAUGCAUAUGGCUUGGAAGGAGGAAAAAAGUUCCUAGAGAAAAGGUUGCAGGUAAAACAAAACCAACAUGAAGAGCUACAGAAUGUAAGGAAGCAUAUUCACUCAUGUUUCAGUAAUCUUGGGUGUUUCCUGUUGCCCCACCCUGGUCUUAAAGUUGCGACAAAUCCAAAUUUUGAUGGGAGAUUGAAUGACAUAGAUGAGGAUUUUAAGAAUGAACUGCGGAAUUUGGUACCGUUACUGCUUGCCCCUGAAAACUUGGUAGAGAAGGAGAUUAGUGGAUCCAAGGUGACCUGUAGAGAUCUUGUAGAAUACUUCAAGGCUUACAUUAAAAUCUAUCAAGGAGAGGAGCUACCUCAUCCGAAAUCUAUGCUGCAGGCAACAGCUGAGGCGAACAAUCUUGCUGCUGUGGCAGGAGCAAAGGACUUGUACAGCAAAGGCAUGGAGCAGGUGUGUGGGGGAGAUAAGCCUUACAUUGCCCCGUCGGACCUGGAGCAGAAGCACCAGGAUUUCCGAGAGAGUGCCAUCCGGCAGUUCCGCUCCGUGAAGAAGAUGGGAGGGGAGGAGUUCUGCCGGCGCUACCAGGAGCAACUGGAAGUGGAAAUCGACGAGAUCUAUGCAAACUUUGUGAAGCACAACGAUGGCAAAAACAUCUUUUAUGCUGCUCGUACCCCUGCCACUCUGUUUGCAGUCAUGUUUGCCAUGUACAUAAUCUCAGGACUGACUGGGUUCCUUGGCAUGAACUCCAUAGCUGCCCUGUGUAAUCUCGUACUGGGGAUGGCUCUUAUAUCGUUUUGUACUUGGGCAUACGUUAAGUACUCUGGGGAAUUCAGAGAAGUUGGAACAGCCAUUGAUCAGAUCGCCGAAGCUAUAUGGGAACAGGUGUUUUCCAAACUCUUUGAAGUCCUUAGACGCCGAACGGUUCGUCGUGCUCUUACAUCAGUGCCGCGACAGCGACUCUCAUCCAACAAUAACAAGAAGAAAAACUAGCCAGUAUUUUUAACUUUCUUUCUGUAUCUGAAGUGUUCACACUUACACAUAUAGGACAAUAAGCUGGACCGUCUGGGCCGGUCUGCAUAAAUGCUGUAACCAUACCAGACUGAUGCUGCAUAUGGGGUAUGGAAUUGCACAUCCAUCUUCUAGGAACUGUAAAGUGGUUUGAAUUCAGUGAAAUACUGCUGUGUAGGAGGGGUAUCACUUGUGUCCAUAGCAUGUGACUGCUUCAACCUCAUUACUCUAGCAGCAAAGUUCAUUUCUCUUUCAGUUCAUGCCACUUUGUGUCAGACUUCAUCAUUCUAAGUUGUUUCAUGAUUUCAAGUCUCAUCUCUUUAUAUGAUUUCAUAUCUUAUUUUCCUUGGUUACCUCAUUUUCUUGUUUCUUUUGCACAUUUCUCAUUCCACAGGUGUUGAAGCCCAUGAGUGAUAAUUUGAUGGAGGAUCAUUUGAGGCAGUCUGUAAAAAACUCUAUCAAAGCAGGCCUGACCGAGCAGGUGGCUCACCAUGCCAGACUAAAGACAGACUGACAGUUC
This is a messenger RNA of Cinclus cinclus, 3133 nucleotides long. It is a transcript of the gene ATL2, whose product is annotated as atlastin GTPase 2. NCBI's taxonomy places the organism in Eukaryota, Metazoa, Chordata, Aves, Passeriformes, Cinclidae. Gene Ontology annotation, biological process: protein homooligomerization; endoplasmic reticulum organization. The record is from RefSeq and is a predicted model, not a curated record. The transcript has 13 exons. Gene Ontology annotation, molecular function: GTPase activity; GTP binding. Bases 742 to 2595 code for a protein of 617 amino acids.